AUGAAGUCAAACGAAGGAAUCCAAGGUUAUAUUUCAACCAAGAUAUAUCAGUACGAGCUUCAGACGGCUCUCUAUAUGUUGGAACCUUGGGAGAAGGCUCUCUUCAAUACCAUUAUGCUCAGUAUUGUCUGCCUUUCUGUAAUGACUUUGUACCAGUAUACACCUGUGGUUCUUAACCGCCUUAUGCCCUAA
Messenger RNA from Radiomyces spectabilis, 192 nucleotides. RefSeq lists its product as uncharacterized. Bases 1 to 192 code for a protein of 63 amino acids. Gene Ontology annotation, cellular component: serine palmitoyltransferase complex. Gene Ontology annotation, molecular function: serine C-palmitoyltransferase activity. Gene Ontology annotation, biological process: ceramide biosynthetic process. The record is from RefSeq and is a predicted model, not a curated record. The transcript has 2 exons. Lineage: Eukaryota; Fungi; Mucoromycota; Mucoromycetes; Mucorales; Radiomycetaceae.